AUGUCCACCAUCCCCCCCAGCAAACAAACCUCGACGCAGUUGUCCGACGAACAGACUGCCACUUCUGCUCACCCGCCGCAGUCCUCGCUCGAUCCUACUCUGACCUCCAACGACCCUCACAACAACAACAACAAUGCCGCCGCGGGAGGAAACACCGCCGCCGAUGCCACCGGUCCCUCCAAACUCGCCCGUCUCCGAAGCGAGCUGAAGGCCGGUCUACGCCAAUUCCCCGACUUCCCAUCGCCAGGCAUCCUGUUCGAAGACAUCAUGCCCCUCUUCUCCGACGUCAAGCUCCACAAUGCGCUGAUUGACGCUCUCGCCAUGUUGGUCCAGCAGCACUACAACUCGGUCGAUGUCGUCGUCGGUCUGGACAGCAGAGGCUUCUUGUUCGGCCCCAGUCUGGCUCUCCGCUUGAAUGCGGGUUUCGUGCCGGUUCGCAAGCAGGGCAAGCUGCCAGGUCCAUGCGAGACCGAGGGAUUCAAGAAGGAGUACGGCGAAGACUUCUUCCAGCUGCAGAGCGAUGCCAUCAAGCCGGGACAAAAGGUCCUUGUCGUCGACGACAUCAUCGCGACUGGCGGCAGCGCUGCAGCAGCUGGCAACCUCGUCGCCAAAGUCGGCGGUGAGAUUCUCGGAUUCGUCUUCCUCAUGGAGCUCGACUUCCUCAAGGGCCGCAACAAGCUCAACGGUCCUACCCACACCCUCCUCUCCGGCCAAGAUGCCGCUCUCAACUCCUCUUGA
This is a messenger RNA of Ramularia collo-cygni, 738 nucleotides long. Its product is annotated as related to adenine phosphoribosyltransferase 1. The transcript is spliced from 2 exons. NCBI's taxonomy places the organism in Eukaryota, Fungi, Ascomycota, Dothideomycetes, Mycosphaerellales, Mycosphaerellaceae. The coding region runs from base 1 to 738 and encodes 245 amino acids. Gene Ontology annotation, cellular component: cytoplasm. Gene Ontology annotation, molecular function: adenine binding; adenine phosphoribosyltransferase activity; AMP binding. Gene Ontology annotation, biological process: adenine salvage; AMP salvage. The record is from RefSeq and is a predicted model, not a curated record.